AUGGCAAGCUUAGCCCAGGGGCCCGUGCCCUGGUCCCCACUCCUGUUCCUGCUCGUGGCGCUGCUUGGGACACUUGGGCCCCAGGUCCAGAGCCUUAAGCCUGAGAACCUCCUGUUUGUGUCCACCUUGGAUGGAAGUCUCCACGCACUGAGCAAGCAGACAGGAGACUUGAAGUGGACACUGAAGGAUGAUCCAAUCAUCCAAGGGCCAUUGUACGUCACAGAAAUGGCCUUUCUCUCAGAUCCAGCUGAUGGCAGCCUGUACGUUUUGGGGACCCAGAAACAACAGGGAUUAAUGAAACUGCCGUUCACCAUCCCUGAGCUGGUUCUCACCUCCCCGUGCCGCAGCUCCGAUGGGGUCUUCUAUACAGGUAGGAAGCAGGAUGCCUGGUUUGUGGUGGAUCCCAAGUCAGGAGAGACACAGAUGGCACUGACCACAGAUGGUUCCUCGACUCCCCGACUCUACAUCGGCCGGACACAGUACACGGUCACCAUGCAUGACCCAAGGACCCCGGCACUGCACUGGAAUACCACCUACCGCCGCUACUCAGCACCCCCAAUGGAUGGCACACCAGGAAAGUAUAUGAGCCACUUGGCCUCUUGUGAGAUGGGCCUGCUACUGACCUUGGACCCAGAAAGUGGGGCGGUGCUGUGGACACAGGACUUGGGCGUGCCUGUGAUGGGCAUUUACACCUGGCACCAGGACAGCCUACGCCAGCUGCCCCAUCUCACCCUGGCCCAUGACACCCUGCACUUCCUUGCCCUCCGCUGGGGCCACAUCCAGCUACCUGCCACAGGCUCCCAGGGCAUGGCCGCCCAUUUCUCUGUCUUGGAUACCCAGCUGCUAACAACCCUGUAUGUGGGGAAGGAUGAAGCUGGCUUCUAUGUCUCUAAAGCACUGGUCCACAAAGGAAUGGCCCUAGUGCCUCGUGGGCUGACCCUGGCUCCCAGCAAUGGCCCCACCACAGACGAGGUGACACUGCAAAUCUCUGGAGAGCGAGAGGGCUCCCCCAGCACUGCUGUCAGAUACCCCUCUGGCAGCGUGGCCCUCCCUAGCCAGUGGCUGCUCAUUGGACACCAUGAGCCACCUCCAGUAUUGCACACCACCAUGCUGAGGGUCCAUACCACCACACAGAGUGCGACUGCUAAGACCAGACCCCCUGGGAGCACCCAGGCCCCACAUCUCCUCUUGGAGGUCAGUCACCUGAGCCGAGAAGAAGCUCGGAACCUGGAGCUACAUCCCGAAGAGAAAAACCCAGACCUGUACCCAGAGCUGGGUCCCCAGGACCUGUUGGCAGCUAGCCUCACUGCUGUCUUCCUGGGAGGGUGGAUUCUCUUCCUCCUGAGGCAGCAGCAGCAGCUGGCAGAGAAGCAGCAGUGGACACCGUUGACACCCAUAGGCCCUUCCCGCCUUCUUCAUGAUGCUCAGCCCCAGCCCUCCGAGGUCACUCCACAAGGACCCUCAGAGCAAGCCGAACUACUUAAAGACCCUGAAGCUGAACAACUCACUGUGGUAGGGAAGAUUUCCUUCAACCCCAAGGACGUGCUGGGCCGUGGUGCCGGCGGGACUUUCGUGUUCCGCGGACAGUUUGAGGGUCGGGCAGUGGCUGUCAAACGCCUCCUUCGCGAAUGCUUUGGUCUUGUUCAGCGUGAGGUGCAGUUGCUGCAGGAAUCCGACAGACACCCCAAUGUGCUCCGCUAUUUCUGUACUGAGCGAGGACCCCAGUUCCAUUACAUCGCUCUGGAGCUCUGCAGGGCCUCAUUGCAGGAGUAUGUGCAAACCCCGGACCUGGACCUCUGGGGCCUGGAGCCUGAGGUGGUGCUGCAGCAGCUGAUGUCUGGCCUGGCCCACCUGCAUUCCCUGUGCAUAGUGCACAGGGACCUGAAGCCAGGAAACAUUCUAAUCACGGAACCUGACACCCAAGGCCGAGGCAGAGUGGUCCUCUCGGACUUUGGUCUCUGUAAGAAGCUGCCUGCCGGCCACCAGAGCUUCUCCCUACAGUCAGGCAUCCCUGGCACAGAAGGCUGGAUGGCACCUGAACUUCUUCAGCUCCGGCCCCCAGACAGCCCUACCAGUGCAGUGGACAUCUUUUCAGCUGGCUGUGUGUUCUACUAUGUCCUUUCUGGCGGCAGUCAUCCGUUUGGAGAGAGCCUGUAUCGCCAAGCCAACAUCCUUGCGGGGGUCCCUUGCCUGGCUCACCUGGAAGAGGAGUCCCACGACAAGGUGCUUUCCCGGGACCUGGUGGCGGCCAUGCUGAGCACCUGUCCACAGGCCCGACCCUCUGCUUACCAGGUGCUAGCUCACCCUUUCUUUUGGAGCAGAGCCAAGCAGCUUCAGUUCUUUCAGGAUGUCAGCGACUGGCUGGAGAAGGAGGCUGAGCAAGAACCCUCGGUGAUGGCGCUGGAGGCAGGAGGCCAGGUGGUGGUCCAGCGCAACUGGCAUAAACACAUCUCAGAGUCACUGCAGACAGAUCUGAGAAGGUUCCGGACAUAUAAGGGAACAUCGGUGCGAGACCUGUUACGUGCCAUGAGGAACAAGAAGCACCACUACAGGGAGCUCCCGGCUGAGGUUCAACAGGUGCUGGGCCAAGUCCCCGACAGUUUCGUCCAGUACUUCACAAGUCGCUUCCCACGGUUGCUCCUGCACACACACCAGGCUAUGAGGAGCUGCGCUUCGGAAAGCCUCUUCCUGCCCUAUUACCCGUCGGCACCGUCAGCCAGGGAUCCAUGGCCGGGGGCUGCUGCUGGGAGCUGA
Chrysochloris asiatica (Cape golden mole) is the source of this 2754-nucleotide messenger RNA. RefSeq names its product endoplasmic reticulum to nucleus signaling 2 (gene ERN2). Gene Ontology annotation, molecular function: protein serine/threonine kinase activity; RNA endonuclease activity; ATP binding. Gene Ontology annotation, biological process: protein phosphorylation; intrinsic apoptotic signaling pathway in response to endoplasmic reticulum stress; mRNA processing. NCBI's taxonomy places the organism in Eukaryota, Metazoa, Chordata, Mammalia, Afrosoricida, Chrysochloridae. The record is from RefSeq and is a predicted model, not a curated record. Gene Ontology annotation, cellular component: IRE1-TRAF2-ASK1 complex. The transcript is spliced from 22 exons. The coding region runs from base 1 to 2754 and encodes 917 amino acids.